CUGGUGGACCUGUGACGUCACUGUGAUGUCAUCGAGGGGUGGGGUCUGUGCAUAGGGACCCACACAAGAGCAGCAGCAGAAACACACAGCACUCAGCUCUGCACCUCUCAGCUGGCUGCUUCUCUCCUGCAAAGAUGCGAGGCUUGGUUUCAGUGACACUUCUGCUGCUCCUGGCCCUGUCCCUGAGCGCAGAGGCCGGGCGAGGGAAAGGCAAAGGAAACAAAGGUAAACCGGACCGUGCCAAGGCAGCCUCCGAGUGCACCCCAGCGGAGACAGAGUAUGGGAAGUGUAUCCCGGAGCAGGGCGACUGUGGAGAGGGCCAGAGGGAGGUUACCUGUAAGGGUCAGACAAACAAGAUCCACUGCAAGAUCCCCUGCAACUGGAAGAAAGACAUCAGUGACUGUAAGUACAAGUUUGGCCCCUGGGGACCCUGUGACGCUGCCACCAACACAAAGAGUCGGUCGGGCAGUCUGAAGAAGGUCCUGUUCAACGCCGAGUGCCGAGACACUGUGACUGUGUCCAAGCCCUGCUCUCCCAAAGUCAAGAAGACGAGAGGAGACAAGAAAUCUACCUAAACAAUGGGAAAGUAUUGGACCAAGUGUCUUUCUUCCUUCAUGAAAAUGCAAAACACAGACUCCUCCAAAAGUACAUUUAUUUAGAUGUUUGUUUCCUGAUGGUUUUAUGUUGAUUUUGAUUAAAAUGCAGAGCUUUCCUGAUUUUCCUAUGUUAGGCAAAAGUAAAUAACUGUUCCUUAGCGUAUAGCCUUUUUUAACCAUAAAAACUUUUUUACAAAAAAAAUAUAGAAUAAUGUUAAAUCCAGUGUUAUAUUCUCCACUGGAUCUAAAAACGUUUGUAGCAGAAUUUGAGGCAUGUACAAACUGUGCAAAGGUUAGAAAAGGCCGUCUAUAAAUCUAUUUUUGAAUUUUAGAUCAUGAUGAAGCUUGUACAAAUGAACAAAUUAAAAUAAUGUACAUUGUUUUAAA
Molecule: messenger RNA, 983 nt
Organism: Periophthalmus magnuspinnatus
Lineage: Eukaryota; Metazoa; Chordata; Actinopteri; Gobiiformes; Gobiidae
Product: midkine-B-like
Exons: 5
Coding region: 135-575 (146 amino acids)
Molecular function (GO): growth factor activity
Source: RefSeq, a predicted model, not a curated record